Manduca sexta (tobacco hornworm) is the source of this 1730-nucleotide messenger RNA. RefSeq lists its product as uncharacterized. Lineage: Eukaryota; Metazoa; Arthropoda; Insecta; Lepidoptera; Sphingidae. The transcript has 4 exons. The coding region runs from base 110 to 652 and encodes 180 amino acids. The record is from RefSeq and is a predicted model, not a curated record.
ACAGUGCCAGUGGGAGGGGGAAGUUAGUUAUACCAGCGAAUAUACUCUUUAUUAUUUCCUGUACGGCAGACGAUUACAGUGCACACGGAUCGUUUUUAAUUAUCUAAAUAUGUGUUGGGCAAAUAAAGUUUGUUUCUUCAUCCCGUUGAAUUCGGCCGGCGUUGUCAUUGGUGUUGGGAAUAUUAUAUUUUCAACAAUCGUAACAAUCGCGACGAUGACGAUGAUUCUCAUACAAGAGUAUACCGUCCACCACGACGAGCAACAUAUUCUGCAGCAUCUGUUCAAGACUGACAUGACGAAGUCAGUGAUCGAGAUAAUAAUAAUAAUAGCUCUGUUGAUUGGCACGCUCGGGAUACCUUUUUCUAUUUGCCUCCUUGUUGGAGUACGGAAGAACAUUCCGAGCCUGGUCCUGUCGUACUUCGUUUAUGGGAUCAUUGUGACCAUUAUAUGUAUCCUGGCCGCGCUUCUAGAAGUCGUACACAAUUUUUGGAUCAUCGCCGCUGUUAAGAUUCUUUUAGUUUUAAUCAACAUCCAUAUUUUGGUGGUGGUACACACUAUCUACGAACUUAUGAGCCGGGGUAAAAUAUUUGGAAGUAAUAAUCACAGCUUGCUGGAUGAAGAAGGUUUAUGGGACUCUAACAUGGACAAAUAAAUUGGUAGCCAGAGCCGUAAGACAUACCUACGGAUGGUUAAAAAAUAUGGUUUUAGUUACUUGAAGAAAUAAGAUAUAUGUAAGACUAGGCAGUAUGGUUGUAAGACUAUAGCCUGUCCUCUAAGGACGAAGAAAAAAAAUUAAAGAAAUAAGACCAGAUUUCUAUUGUUUAAGGCUUUAUUAUAUAGAUCUUAGGGAUUUUUUUUACCAUGGAAGUAAUAGCAACUUUGGCCUUUAAGUGUUUAAAAUAAUUUUAACUUACUGAUCAUACGUAAAUAUGUGAUUAUGUUUAUGAUAAACGAAUGCUAUGACUUGUCAUGGGUUAAAGCAUGGUUACACCACUCUCCCAACUCGGAAUGUUAAUGUAUUAAAGCUUGCAGAAGCCAAAAGGAACAAAUUGUAUUAAUUUACUACAAAGUGACGAAAAAGGAUUGAUUAAAAAUUGUUAUCAAUUACCUCAUAUUAUCAUAAGUUAGAUGUAGGUAUCUCAGUUUGUUGUACAAUUUCUGACCAGGUAGAAUGACUUAUGGAUAUACUUAGUGUUUGUAAAAUGAAAUAAAGAUUACAUAGUAUAUUUGUUAAUUUUUUUUAUAAAUUCUAUUGAAAUGUUCUAUGUCGGAAUUUUAUUAAGAAACGUAAUGUUAUUCUCGUUUUAUAUUAUAGCUUGUAAGUUGUAAAUGACUGACUGGGCCCUUAUUCUGUAUGGUAGUGUAAACGCGUAACGCGGCCGUGUCAUGUUAUCUUCGAGAAAUGUGCGUGGAAUGGUAUUCUGUAAGUCAAAUUUCUAUAGUCCUAAACAUGAUGCGUUGUGUUAUGUGCUUGUUACGCACUGGUAAAAUAACGUGCGGGAUAGAGAAUAAGGCCCCUGGUAAAGGUAAAAAACAAAAAUUACCUACGGGACAAGGUCCGUAAAAAUUAAUUAGUCUAAAUAAUUAAAGGAAGCUUUGGGUUUGCUCCUUUAUUACAUUACACCAGUGCCUCUUAAAAGGAAAAAGUCACUAUGUACAUUUAAGGCGAUUUCAUAACUUCUCUAUUGAAAAUCAUAAAGAAACAGCGAUUAAAGCAAUAUUUGAUGAUU